AGCGAAGGAGUCAUCUCUUCGCCGCCGUGGUUUUGUGAACGUUCCUAAGCCCACCCUGCCGCGAAGCUUCGAACGUCCCUACGUUAUCGAGACAAAGUAGAAACGGGUCUGCCUGUCCCGCUGCUAGUCGUUUUCGCUGCGAACGCCGCCGCUGCCGCCUGUGCCCCCCAAAAGCGUCCCGCCCUGCCGUCGCCGUCAGACUUGUUUGGAUAGAUGUCUGAAGACCGUCUCAACGCUGUGCUCACUCGGCUCGCGGGACUUCGAGUGGCUCGCGAUCACCUCGGCAGUUUGACAACCAUGUCAGUGCCGGAGUUGGCUGCGCUGGUCGACCGCCUGGAGCAGGUGGCCUUCCGGCUGGAGCGCUGCGAGGGUCAGGCCUUCGGAGGGGGUGGGGGCUCUCCAGCGGCACGCCUUCUGCAGCGUGGCACCUCGGUGGAGCUGGUGUCGGCCUCGGUGCAGGGUUUCGAGGCACUGCUCAGAGGGCCCGUGCAGGCCUACCUCGCCCUCAGCCGCACCAUUGGCGGAGACGUCCAGACUCACGCAAGCAUGGUGGAGAAAGCUCUGAUGACGCAGCGACAGUUCCUAGGUGUCGUGGCCAAGUCCCGACAGCCUGACAAGCACGGUCUUGUCACGCUUCUGCAACCAACGUCCGAGCAGAUCCAAGCAAUUCAGGAUUUCAGGGAGAAGAACCGUACCAGCAAGCUCUUCAACCACUUGUCGGCGAUCAGCGAAUCCAUCGCGGCCCUUGGAUGGGUGACAGUUGCACCUGCCCCAGCUCCGUUCAUCAAGGAGAUGAGCGACGCCUGCCAGUUCUACACUAACAGGGUUCUAGUGGACUACAAGGAAAAGGACAAGACGCAUGUUGAUUGGGCUCGCUCGUGGCUCACAGUGCUGUCAGAACUUCAGGCUUUUGUGAAGGAGCACCACCUGACCGGUCUCGUGUGGAAUCCAAAGGGUGGCGAUGCCAUGGCACUGGCUGGCAGUGGCGCAGCACCAGGAGCUGGUGCAGGAGGUCCCCCUCCUCCGCCGCCCCCACCGCCCGCUGACUUCAUGAACAACCAGAUUCCUGCCGAGGACCCCCGCGCUGCCCUCUUCAGGGACCUCAACAAGGGAGAGGACAUCAGCAAAGGCUUGAAGAAAGUGAGCAGCGACCAGAUGACCCACAAGAACCCCGCGUUGCGGUCACAGGCGCCCGUGGCACCAAAAUCUGCGCCGGCACAGCCAGCUACGCGAUUUGGCUCUAAGCCUUCCCAGGAGAUCACCAAGCCUCCCAAGCUGGAGCUGGAAGGAAAGAAGUGGUGUGUGGAGUUCCAAGUGAACAACCAGAACAUUGUGCUGGAUCAGACCCAGAUGAACCAGUCAGUGUGUGUGUACAAGUGCGUAAACUCUGUCAUCCAGGUCAAGGGCAAGGUCAACUCCAUUGUUAUUGACUCUUGCAAGAAGACGGCCGUGGUGUUUGAGGACAUCGUGUCGGUGGUGGAGUUCAUCAACUGCCAGAGUGUCAAGGCGCAGUCGAUGGGCCGGGUCCCCACCAUCGCGGUGGACAAGACUGACGGCGCGCACAUCUACCUGUCAAACAAGUCACUGGACGUCGAGGUGGUCACCUCCAAGUCGUCCGAAGUGAACGUGUCUGUGCCCACGCCCAGUGGAGACUACAUGGAGAUACCAGUUCCAGAGCAGUACAAGUCCAUCUGGAACGGGAAGGCCUUGACGACGAGCGUCAUCGAGAAGGCAUAAGGCUGCUCCAGCGGAGGUGUCGCACGUCUUCCAACACCUCGUCUUCUCCGCGGCAGAUCGGGAGCGAGCACCCCCUAAUCAGUGCUUACGACGAAAAAAAAAAAAGUUCCAAAAAAACAUCCUUUUCUGCCACGGUACACGACAAAGUGUUUGUGCUGUCUGGGCCAGACAGCAUGCAGCAUUACGAGCAAAGUUCCAACGGCCCAAGUUUUUUUUCUCCCUAUUUAUACGCGCAUGAAGCUGACCUCGUCAACUGACGGCCAGGCUGAUCCGACUUAUCCCUCGACAUUUUGCACUUUUACACUCGCCUCUCUCUCAACUUUUUUUUUUUUAACUAGUCAGUAGGGGUGUGCGAAUAUUCGAAAUUUCGAAUACGGAGUUGAAUAUUUUCCAAUAUUUGACUGUGGCGAACACUUGAUAUUGCUUGCUUGAACAUUCGGAAAUAUUGAGUAUUCGAGUAACAACUUACUUGUGCUAAUAUGCAUACCCAUUAAGCAUACUACAUUGUUGAAGCUUAGCUUCGAUGGAGCCCCCAAUCAGUGUCUUCAUAAAACGUUAUGUGUUAGCUGGCCGCUUAAAGGGGCCCUACACCCCAAAUUAUGCACGUCAUUUUUGAGUGAAAGUACUGAUAUUGAAACAGUGCGUAUGAUAGUUGUAAGUGUUCUGCAUGCUUUUAAUCCACAAAAAUCCACCUCAAUUUCAAGUCGGAGGGUCCUUCUCCAGUGGCGGAAGUGUUGUCAUGGUGCAUCGAGACCGCUUACUUUCUGUCGAGCAGUUAAUUUUCUCCGUGAUAGCUGCCACCUAGUGAAAUGAAAUUAAUUUUUAAAAGAGUAAUGAAUGUUAUCUCUUGUUUUGAAACUUUUUAUGCUACGCACAUUGGAUUCGACAUUUGGAGACUUCUUUCUGCCUCAUUCGUAUUAGAAAACUUCAAUAUUCGCAUACUCCUACUAGUCAGAAACGGGCAAAUGAGUAAGCAAAAACAUCCUAGUAAUCUAAUGUGUGGACUGACGUGAUUCUGAAGUGCUUUUCUUUUUUCAAGCGAGAUGUGUGCGUGGAGAUUGUCCGAGGAUUGCAACCGAUUGCUCAAUAAAGACGUCUGGGAUGGG
This is a messenger RNA of Rhipicephalus sanguineus (brown dog tick), 2843 nucleotides long. It is a transcript of the gene capt, whose product is annotated as adenylyl cyclase-associated protein 1. The transcript has 12 exons. Gene Ontology annotation, molecular function: adenylate cyclase binding; actin binding. The record is from RefSeq and is a predicted model, not a curated record. Gene Ontology annotation, biological process: cell morphogenesis; regulation of adenylate cyclase activity; cytoskeleton organization. NCBI's taxonomy places the organism in Eukaryota, Metazoa, Arthropoda, Arachnida, Ixodida, Ixodidae. The coding region runs from base 214 to 1737 and encodes 507 amino acids. Gene Ontology annotation, cellular component: cytoplasm.